Messenger RNA from Pelobates fuscus (common spadefoot toad), 561 nucleotides. It is a transcript of the gene SDHAF1, whose product is annotated as succinate dehydrogenase complex assembly factor 1. The transcript has 3 exons. Gene Ontology annotation, cellular component: mitochondrion. Lineage: Eukaryota; Metazoa; Chordata; Amphibia; Anura; Pelobatidae. The record is from RefSeq and is a predicted model, not a curated record. Gene Ontology annotation, biological process: mitochondrial respiratory chain complex II assembly. Bases 202 to 456 code for a protein of 84 amino acids.
CCCCUAUUCCCAGGUUGCUCUGCGCUCACCGGAAGGAAGUGGCUGUUUGCUUUCCUGACCUGCGGCGUGUCAUGGAGAUCAUCAUGUGGAAGACCUAAUGAUCAUAAUAUGCUACCAGUGACUGGCGCGCAGACGCAGUCUGUCGUUUGAAAUCCAGUCUCGUACUAUCUUACUGUUACCAGUCAAUGGACGUGAAGCACUAUGGUAAGACACAGCAAGCUGCAGAAACAGAUCCUCAGUCUGUACAAACAGUUUUUGCGAGCUGGGAAGGAGAAACCUGGGUUCUUACCCAGAAUCCAGCAGGAAUUCAGGAAUAAUGCCAAAAUUGCAAAGACUGAUGUCAUGCACAUAGAAUAUCUUAUGAGGCGUGGAAACAGACAGCUGGAACAGUUAAAAGAUGUCACUACAAAGCAGCUCGGUUCCUUUGUUAAAACCUUAUCUGAUUCAGACCAUUAGCGAAAAUGUUAAUAGCUGUGUUUAUUGCACAUUUUUUUAUAUAAACAUUAUAACUUUGCUUGUAUAUAUUAUUACAUGUUGAAAAUAAGAAAUUUGACGUUAAUA